UGCGCGGUGUUCCAGGGGGGACAUUUUAUCUGUGGGACGUUUUCCGGUCUAGCUGUCUGACUUCCGGUGGCCGUUUGUGACUUCCUUCCAGACGCUGUCUAACGUCUUUAUUCCAUGGCCAACAUGUCAUUAUUAAAGACACUUCGAUUGUUUACCUGUUUGACGUCCUCCCUGCAAAGUGUUCCUCUGCGGCUAAACUCCAACAGAGCUUCAGUAGCCCGCUGCAACCGACACAAACAUGAACAUAUGUACUCCGUCAUGCUGGUGAGGACCGACGGCUCCACCAUCAACGUCAGAUACAAAGAACCCAGACGCAUCCUCAUGAAUAAAUGGCCUGGCAACAGCUUCAAUCUAUUCUUACUUUCCCUUUGGAAGAUGCCAGUGGAUCUGUCCACUUUGUCUGAGGAAGAACGUCGCAGUCGCCAGAAAAAGCGAGAAGUGAAGAAAGUGGUUGAAGAGACGACGAUCCACUACGAGGACGACUUCCAGGCGGAUAAAUACAGUCAGUUCUGGAAGAAGAAAUGAAAAGGAAGAAGAAUCUUCAUCUGUCAAUAUUUGUUUUGGUCUUGUUCUUCCAAAUGAUUAAAUAUGGAUGACAUUGC
This is a messenger RNA of Entelurus aequoreus (snake pipefish), 602 nucleotides long. RefSeq names its product mitochondrial ribosomal protein L55 (gene mrpl55). Gene Ontology annotation, biological process: translation. Gene Ontology annotation, molecular function: structural constituent of ribosome. The coding region runs from base 115 to 525 and encodes 136 amino acids. The transcript is spliced from 3 exons. Gene Ontology annotation, cellular component: mitochondrial large ribosomal subunit. Lineage: Eukaryota; Metazoa; Chordata; Actinopteri; Syngnathiformes; Syngnathidae. The record is from RefSeq and is a predicted model, not a curated record.